AUGACGCCGCCUACGAAGAAAGCCAAGACGGAAGACAUCCCGGAGGAUACCAGUGGUAUGGCUCUGAAAGAAAAGGCUCUCAAGUUGACGGGGCUAGAUUCAGAGCUAAUUGAUAAGUUAUUUGCACAUGGUCAUCGAAGCAUUCUUGAGACAAUGGUUGCUCAAGCAGAGACAAUCCAAUCUCAGUCCAAGAAAAUCAACAAUGAGUCCAAACGCCGUCUGAUUGAAGACUGCCCCUCAAUGAAAUUGAACCUUUUGGGUGAAAAGACCUCUCACACUGGCAAAUCAAAGCACGACGGAGCCGUGUCGAGAGUAUUUCCUGGGACUGUGCUUGAAUCUGAGUACGAUGACACCGCGUUGGGGAAUUCUUCACAUUUGCUUAUGAAGUUUGGAUGUCAUAUAAAUACCUCGGCGAGUACUGGCAGCGUAGACGUCAUCACGGAAAGCGACUUCUCGAGCUUGAUCGCCGCAGCGCUGAAUGAUGCAAAAGAGCUGGCGGAGGCAGCAACCCGGAGAAAGUUUUCUGUGCACCACGAAUUCAGCUUAUGGUCAGAUCGACCCGAUCAUCUCGUUGUUUUUGCAGAAGGAACAAGGGACCCUAUUUUGGCCGUGGAAGACAAGGAACCAUUCGCCACCCACGAUGACAAAAUACCACCGCCAGUUCUUGGUCAGGUGUUUGAUUACCUCAUGGAAUUGCGCUGCCUCGGACAUUCUGCCCCCUUCUGCGUUUUGUCUACCUUUGAAUCUUCCUGGAUGUUUUGGGAAGACCAAGAAGCCUCCAACGAAAUUGUGAAAAAGAAGUAUAAGCUGGCAAAACAGGUGCCCCCCGUCUCCCCCACGCAGCAACCGACAACACAAGAAAUGACUCAAUCGCCCCAAGAUCUCGUCGCUGACAACGGAAAGGCUGUCACUGAAUCCGUCUUUGCCGACGACAGUUACAACAGGAAUAGCUUGUUGAUGCAAUCACAAAAGUAUGGAUUCAAACAGCUAGUACCCUUAUUGUACACGGCAAUACUCUGUGGUCUGGCGCGGAACCCAUCGGCUCGUCCAAAAACACUCUUCGAUCGCAAGUUCUAUACUGGUCCAGCUCUGAAGUUGUGGAAUAGUGGCAUCUCGAACUCAAAGUGGGUACAGCAAUUGAAAAUCGUUGUCGGGGCACAGCAAGAACAAUAA
Molecule: messenger RNA, 1173 nt
Organism: Seminavis robusta
Lineage: Eukaryota; Bacillariophyta; Bacillariophyceae; Naviculales; Naviculaceae
Source: the annotation of a GenBank genome assembly